This is a messenger RNA of Cladophialophora yegresii CBS 114405, 762 nucleotides long. RefSeq lists its product as uncharacterized. Lineage: Eukaryota; Fungi; Ascomycota; Eurotiomycetes; Chaetothyriales; Herpotrichiellaceae. The coding region runs from base 1 to 762 and encodes 253 amino acids. The record is from RefSeq and is a predicted model, not a curated record. The transcript has a single exon.
AUGGACUCGAUGAGGUCUCUCAAUACCUCCUUACCUUCGGCCCGUCCUGCGCCACCUGAAGCACUGCUCCAGGCCUUCCGGACCGCCGCCCUUUCAGUUACAAACCUUUAUAAGUCUGCCGUCACCGACCAGAAUGCCAGUCGGCAAGCCGGCUACCAAGAAGCUUUGGCGGAUCUUUUGGGCUUUCUUGACCGAGAAAACCUCGGAUUGCAGGACGGCGAGGGCUGGCGAGUGAGGCAAUGGGCAACCGAGCGAUAUGAUGGCUCUGCUCUUUUACACCAGAACGAAAGUGAUGACGAAAGAAGUGAAUCCGGACAGAGACCGCGGAGCAUGACGCCCACGAGAGAGCAGCCAGUCACACCUCCGUCAGAAACGUCUGAGCAACCGCGAACGGAGUCUGCGACCCAGACCGACGACAAUCCGACCUCUGCUACGCAUGAACAGUCUGCACCUACACCGAUUUUCCACUUCUCUGGAAAUACUGUGUCCAUCCCGUCCGACGACAUGCAGACCGACGAGGAUGGCAAUGCGCCCACUGAUGCGACCACAUCAAGUCACUCCAGCCGAACAGCAACCGUCAAUGCUCGGGGCAACCGAACUCCUCACAGAAGCGGCAGUGGGCGUCAUGCAACCAGAUCAUCGGCCAGAGAAUUUACUUUCACUGCAGGCACUAAACGCAAGUUUCAGAUACCCGACUUUUUCGACAUUUCCAAUAUUGGACCACGGGACGGAACAGGAAGCAACAAGCGAGGACGCAUUUAA